Molecule: messenger RNA, 417 nt
Organism: Colletotrichum abscissum
Lineage: Eukaryota; Fungi; Ascomycota; Sordariomycetes; Glomerellales; Glomerellaceae
Exons: 1
Molecular function (GO): monooxygenase activity; FAD binding
Source: RefSeq, a predicted model, not a curated record
CUGACUACCAUUACCAGAACCUUGCCUGACGUCAAACUAUAUCAACUCCGUGAUGCAGACCCUUUAAGUACCUUUACGAAAGAUUCGACUGUUUUGAUUGGCGAUGCAGCCCACCCUAUGGUGCCGUAUCAAGGACAAGGAGCCAACCAAGCUUUGGAAGAUGCUGAAGCAUUCAGAAUUCUAGUUCACCCAGACUUCACACAAGAGAAUUUGCCCGGUAAGCUGAAGCAAUGGAACCAAGCCAGGUGUAGCCGCGCAUCCCAGGUUCAGCUGAACUCAAGAGUAGCGGCAGCUAAAGUUUCGCCUGAGAUUAUCAUGCAAAGGAUGAAAUUCAACUGGACUUACGACGGGAUCGCAACCUCUCCGGCGGGCCUUGGGAGCAUCAAUGAUCUUCCAAGUUCCGACUUUUCUAGAUGA